This is a messenger RNA of Jaculus jaculus (lesser Egyptian jerboa), 882 nucleotides long. RefSeq names its product Nanog homeobox (gene Nanog). Gene Ontology annotation, molecular function: DNA-binding transcription factor activity, RNA polymerase II-specific; RNA polymerase II cis-regulatory region sequence-specific DNA binding. The record is from RefSeq and is a predicted model, not a curated record. NCBI's taxonomy places the organism in Eukaryota, Metazoa, Chordata, Mammalia, Rodentia, Dipodidae. The transcript has 4 exons. The coding region runs from base 1 to 882 and encodes 293 amino acids. Gene Ontology annotation, biological process: regulation of transcription by RNA polymerase II.
AUGAGUGUGGAUCCAGCAUGUUCCCACAGUUCCUGUUCUGAAGAACCAUCAGAUCCUGAGGACAUGUCACCAAUGCCUGUGAUUUAUGGGUCUGAGGAAAAUUACUUCUCCUUACAAAUAUCUUCUACUGAGAUGCAUCACACAGAAACUGCCUCUCUUCCUUCCUCUGUGGACCUACCUGUUCAGGACAGCCCGGAUUCUUCCACCAGCCCCAAACUGGAACUUCCUGGUUCUAGCUCUGAGGAGGGCAUGGGAAAGAGAGGAGAGAGUAAGAUCCAAGUCAAGAAGCAGAAGGUGAGGACUGUGUUCUCACAGGCUCAGCUGUGCGUACUCAACCAGAGGUUUCAGAAACAGAAGUACCUCAGCCUACAGCAGAUGCAAGAACUUUCCAGCAGUCUGGACCUUAGCUACAAACAGGUUAAAACCUGGUUCCAAAAUCAACGAAUGAAAUAUAAGCGAUGGCAGAAAAACAACUGGUCAAAGACUAGCCAUAGUGUGACUCAGGGCUCAACAUGUAUAGAAUAUCCAGGCCUCCAUUCCAGCUGUCUCCCAGGGUUCCUGGUGAACCCAUCUGGAAACCUUCCAGUGUGGAGCAACCAGACCUGGAACAACCCAGCUUGGAGCGGCCAGAACUGGAGCAGCCAUUCCUGGAGCACUCCGGCCUGGCACUCCCCCGUGUGGAGCAGUCAGCCCUGGGGUGCUCCGUUCCAUAACUCGGGAGAAGACUCUCUGCAGCCCUACGUGCAGUUCCAGCAGCAUUUCUCUGGAAAUGAUUUAGAGGCCAGUUUGGAAACUGUUGGGGAAAACUCUAAGUAUCUUAAUACUCCGCAAGCUUUGGACGUCCUGAACUACUCUGUGAACAUGCCUCCUGAUGGCAUGUGA